GCCCCGAAGGAGUAAGCCGCGCUCCUGGGGGCUCGCCAGCAGACCUCUGCCUGCUCCUCCUGCACGAGAGAGGACAAAAUGCGGCUCCAGCAGCGUCCCCGGCGCCUGCGCACAGGGACGUGCGCUUGCAGCAGACACCUCAAAACCCCACGGCACGAAGCGCCGCUCGCUGCGUGGGCUGGUGGGAACCGGGCUUCACCGUGGCUUGUGGGCUCGAACAGAGACGAGUGCUCAGAAAUGCCACGCAAUGAGAUGGCAGCAGAUUAGCCAGAAGGCAACAAGAAACCCCUUGCGCCAUUGCCUUCCCGCUCGCAGGCCAGACCAUGCCGUGGCCACUGCUGGAUGAGACCUCCGGAGAGCUGCCUGUCAGGGACACGGACCCGGUCGCAGAGCAGGCAACGCAGCCCCGGAGCCGUGGGGAGCCAGGGGAGCAUCUCCAGUGCCGGCGGGAGCAGAUGGAGCGGUGGGAACGGCCCCCCAGCCCCGCCGCGGUGCCGCGAGCCCUGGCCGCGCGCCGCCCGGGACCCAGCAGCCAGCUGGAGCUGGCGAAGGCCCUGGAGGAGCUGAGGGGACGCGCGGGCGAGCUGGAGCGGCGAAACCGGGGGCUGCGGCAGCGCCUGCUCGCCUACCAGCAGCAGCUGCAGCUCCGGCGGUGCCACCGCUACGGCCGCCUCUGGCCGCUGCGCCGAGGGAGCAGAAAGCAUCGCCCCGGCGAGGCCAGGCGCGCAGCCACCCUUUCCCGAAGGGCAUCUCCCUCUGGGCCUGCCGGAACGUUGCCGACCCGCGGUGCCGCCGCAGGGACGCCGGAGCCGGCUCUGGCGGCGAGAGCGGCCUGCAGGGCUCCCGCCGGGCACCGCGUUGCCGAGGAGGUCAGGCCCCGCGCGGAGAGGCCCACGCGGGGCGCUGGCUUCGCAGAGCAGCAGCCCCCACGCCUACAGCACGGCAGCGAGGCGGAGCAGCAGUGCCAGCUGCGCCGAGCGGCCAUCCGGAGCAACGUGGAGCUGAUCCGGCUCCAGCGGCUCCUGCAGGAACGAGGCGUGGAGCUGGCCGGGGCCCGAGCCCACCUCGGCAGCCUGCGGCAGGUCUAUGAGAGGCGGCUGCGGCAGCACCAGGAGAUGGGCCGAGCCGCUGGCGAUGCCCUUCUGGCCCGGGUGGAAGAGCUUGCGGGGCGGCUGGUGAAGGAGACGCGCCGGGCUGCAGCCCUGGAGCAGCGGCUGCCGCGGCUCCGUGGGCUGUGGCGGGCACUGGAGGAGUUCCAGGAGCGGGUCGGGGAGCUGGAGCAGGAGCGAGACCUGCUGAAGGAGGAUUACGAUGAGCUGCUGCGGAGCUCCCUGCGCCACGGGGAGCCGCCGCCGCCGCCGGCGGAGACACCGGCUGAGAAGCAGCUGCCAGUGGCGCUGGAGCAGGAGCCAGCUGCAAGGACUCCUCCUCCUCCUCCUCCCCCGGCCUCUGUGGCUUGGUGCGAGGUGACAGAGCAGCGACCGAAUAGGAUGGUCCCGGGCAGCACGGAGCGAGAGGAGCGUCAGCAGGUGCCUGGCACCCCCGAGCCUCCCCACGCGCCGGGGCCGGACGAGCCGCUCGCCCUGAGGCGGAAGGUCCGUGAGACGGAGGCGGCGCACGCUGAGACCGUGCUGGAGCUGGAGAAGACGCGCGACAUGCUGAUCCUGCAGCACCGCAUCAACAGGGACUACCAGGUGGAGCUGGAAAGCGUGGUGCUGCAGGCGGAGCGGGAGCGCCGGAGCCACGAGGAGGAGCGGCAGCAUCAGGCCCAGCUCCUGGAGCUCCGCGCCGCCCGCAUCCGGCAGCUGGAGGGGCAGCUGCGCGAGGUCGCCUACGGCGCCCGGUGGCUCCCAGCACCACCAGCGGCCAAUGCGGGCGCCGAUGCCGGCGCGGCACCGGCUCCGUGCGGCGGGGAGGUGCUGCUGGAGCUGCACGUGGCCGGGGCAGCGCUGUCGGCGGAGGCGCUGGGGCACCUGGGGGACGCCCAGCCCCUCACCUUCUGCACCUACGGCAUCUACGACUUCGAGACCCACUGCACGCCGCUGGCGCUGGGGCCCCGGCCCCGCUACGGCUUCACCUCGCAGUACGUGGCGCGGGACGAGCCCCUCUUCCUGCGCUACCUGCGGCGCUCCGCCGCCCGCCUGGAGCUGCACUGGGCCGCCGCGGCCGAGCACGGCACCCUGGCAUCCUGCUGGCUGCGCUUCAGCGAGGCGCUGGGGCACGGCCGGCGGGUGCCCGCCACCGCCGCACUGCGGGGUCCAAGCGGAGAGAGCUUCGGCGUGCUGGAGUACUGGACGAGGCUGCAGCUGCCGGCAGAGCACCGAAACGCCUCUGGCUGCAGCUCGGAGGAGGAGGUGCUGGAAGCCGAGGGGCUGCGUAACGAGCUGCGGGUGCAGGUGACGGGCUGCGCAGGGCUGCGGGCCCGGCGCCUGGGCGCCUGGCCCAGCCCCUACGCCAUCUACCGCUUCUUCGCCUUCCCCGACCACGCCACGCUGGUUGUGCCCGGCAGCGGCGAGCCGCGCUUCGGCGACCUGCGGGCCUUCCCGCUGCGGGUCACGGCGGAGCUGCACCGCUACCUGCGGCUGGGCCGCCUCCGGGUGUACGUCUUUGACGACGAGGACGACGAGGAGCCUGGUGCCUACCUGGGCAAGGCGGAGGUGCCGCUGCUGCCCCUGGCCCGUGGGCGCAGCGUCACAGGAGACUUUGCCCUGGCGGAUCCCCACGGGAAUCCCAAUGGCACCAUCAACCUCAGCCUGGAGUGGCAGCACCGCUACGCGCCGCCAGCGCCGGACGACAGGAGCGCCCGUCGGCAUCGGGCCGCAGCAGCGCGCAGAGCCCCCGGCUCCCUCCCCCGGCACGACUCACCCCCGGUGCCAGAGUCUCUGCCGGAGGACGCAGCUUCCUUGGAGCGGGAGAGCGCCAGCGAGGCGCCGAGCACGGACAGCGAUGAGAUCGUGGUGGGGAGCAGCCCCUGGAAGCCAGCGCCGGUAAGCGCCGUGCGGCUGCUGGGGCCACGCAGGGCGCGUGCGAUGCUGCCCCCCCUCUCCCCCUCUCCCCCGCAGGCCUCUGAGCGCAUCCGUGUGGAAGUGGUCUCCCUGCGCCUGCACGCCGGCACCCCAGCCCACGGCUCCGCCGGCUGCCUCCGGCAGCUCUACGUGGAGUACCACUUCCCCGGCGUGCCGCCGGCUGAGACGGAGACGCCUCUGGCGCUGCGGGAGCCCCGCGGCAGCGAGGAGCUUUUCUUCCACUCCAGCCGAGUGAUCCGGCUGGACGGAGAGGUGGGAAAGGCGCGGCGGGAGCUCCUCUUCGCCAUGCUGCGGGACAAGGAGCUGGGAUGCAGCCGCCUGCGCUUCACCGUGGUGAGCGAGCCCGUGGCGGGAGCCCCUGGCGGCGAGUGCCAGGAGCUGGGCACCGCCUGGCUGGACCUGGCCGAGAUCCUGCGGACGGGCCGUGACGCGCUGGAGCGCGACCUGGACGUCUGCAGCCCGGCAGAGCCCGGUGUGGCGAUCGGCCAGCUCCGGGUCAGCGUGGAAGCGGCAGACGCCCUCCGCGCCGUGUACCGCCGGGGGCGGCAAGCCGAGUGCCGGGGCGGCCCCCUUCCGCCGUGAACACGUGAGGACCUGGAAAAGACGAACAUUUACCAAAAAAAAAAAAAAAAAGAAAAAAAACAACCCAUUUUAUUUAACAUUGCAAUUCUUCCAAAGUUUGAAAAUACCAAGAGCUACCGGCUACGAAAAAAAAAGAGAGAGAGCCUGCCCCGCUCCUCCCUCCUGGGAGCCGACGCUCCCCUCUUCUCCUCCAAAAGAAGAACCUCUCCCAGUGGCAGAGGAACAGAGAUAAAUACGAGACAGAGCCGAAUAAAAAAUAAAAAAAAAAAAGAGAGAAAAAAAAAAA
Molecule: messenger RNA, 3894 nt
Organism: Dromaius novaehollandiae (emu)
Lineage: Eukaryota; Metazoa; Chordata; Aves; Casuariiformes; Dromaiidae
Gene: RPGRIP1
Product: RPGR interacting protein 1
Exons: 20
Coding region: 324-3608 (1094 amino acids)
Biological process (GO): non-motile cilium assembly
Cellular component (GO): ciliary transition zone
Source: RefSeq, a predicted model, not a curated record